This is a messenger RNA of Exophiala bonariae, 954 nucleotides long. RefSeq lists its product as uncharacterized. The record is from RefSeq and is a predicted model, not a curated record. Lineage: Eukaryota; Fungi; Ascomycota; Eurotiomycetes; Chaetothyriales; Herpotrichiellaceae. The coding region runs from base 1 to 954 and encodes 317 amino acids. The transcript has a single exon.
AUGGUCUAUCCAUCACCAAUCUCGGGCCGUCAUGAGAUGUCACCUCGAGAGAUCGCAUCAAAUUCCACUUUAGGGGUGAGUCUGAGAUCUGAUGUCCCUCGUGCGGAACAAGACUUGAUAGUCUUGAUCCCAAAUGCUUCACUGCAGAUUAUGUUGAGAUGCACUUGCCGAUCUUUGAGAACCACCGUACAGUUUGAGAAGAUCAUUGCAGUAUCACCAAAGCCUAGUUGGCGUACUCGUGGACUCUUGAUGGCGGCAGCACUGACAGGAUUAACAAUCGAAAUCCCCGAACAACCAUACAACUCUGAUGAUUUGAUCUAUGCAUUUGAAAGUAUCGAUACUUCCGACCGAAAACAGGGAAUUCAUCCUGGACACGGUUCUGCACGUGCAUGGCUGGCGCAUCUCGACAUUAUGAAAUAUGUUAUUGCGUCCCACAUGUCCAGCGCGUUCAUAGUCGAAGAUGAUGUCGAUUGGGACAUCAAUAUUCAUAGCCAGAUGAGAUUGGUCUCUGACCAUACACGGGAGUUCUUGCAGGCGCCCUUGACUGAUUCAAGCCCUUUCGGACAUGGCUGGGACGUUCUUUGGCUGGGCCAUUGUGGAGACGAGCUAGCAGAAGAGAGCCUCGCCUACGCCGAUUCGACCAUCCUCGAUGUUGAGAUCUCGACUGGCUGGUCUAAAAAGUACGUACUGAUCGAACAAUUGCCCCAUGGGCAUCGUGCGGUGCAGUACGUGCAAGACGUCGGGUGCACAUUUGGUCAUGGUGUAACACGGCUUGGAGCGAGGAGGAUCCUCCAAUUCCUUGGUGCAGGUCAAGACGAGGCCUUUGACGUUGCGCUCAUGAAUCAAUGUCGAAAGGGCAAUCUACAGUGUAUCACUGUUCUGCCGGAGUUGAUGCACCACUAUACUCCAAAAGAGAGAACCGGUUAUAUAAGCCCGAAUGAUGAAACGGAAUGA